AUUUGCAAAUAUCGUUGAAAAUACCUUUACUUUAAUGAUGUUGGGCUUAGUAUUUUAUUUUGGUAUCGUAUUUUGUCUACAUGGAUUUUUAUUACUUAGUUGCGAAGGACUAUAUCGUACUAUGUGCGAUCUUGAAUGGUAUAAAUUAGAACCGAAAAAGGCAAGGACUCUUAUUUUAUUAUUGAUACGAACUAGCCAACCUUUUCGCAUCACUGCAGGAAAAAUAUUUCCACUUACUAUGACUACAUUUUGCAGUCUGUUAAAAACGUCAGCUGGUUACAUAUCCUUCCUAUUGGCAAAUCAAGGAUGA
Messenger RNA from Pogonomyrmex barbatus (red harvester ant), 310 nucleotides. RefSeq names its product odorant receptor 43a-like. NCBI's taxonomy places the organism in Eukaryota, Metazoa, Arthropoda, Insecta, Hymenoptera, Formicidae. Gene Ontology annotation, cellular component: plasma membrane. Gene Ontology annotation, biological process: detection of chemical stimulus involved in sensory perception of smell; sensory perception of smell. The record is from RefSeq and is a predicted model, not a curated record. Gene Ontology annotation, molecular function: olfactory receptor activity; odorant binding.